AUGCUGUAUCAAUUGUUUAUCGUUUUGAUAGCAGCCGGAGCUGUGCAUGCGCAACUGCUGGGAUAUGUAAGAAUUGACAAUAUAACUGAAUAAUGUACUGACUCCUCGUAACUCGACGCAGUUAAAAAAACUGAGGCCAACCUCCGUUGCCCUUCUAUAUUUCUAUACACGUAUUUUCAAAUCUUACUUAAAAAAUUUAAAAAUUGGCGUCUGUGCAACAUUACCUCACUUUAAGAGCACGAAGAGAAUUAAGUAGAUGUCCUAGUCCGACAUAAAAAAUCGGUAUAUUCAUUCCAUUGUUGAUAUUGCGGUUUUCUUUCUCUAGCUAGACUCGUGUAUCUUAAGUUUUUUGUUUAUCAUUAAUUCUAUAUAUUUUGUAGUACAUUUUAAUUAUUCAUGCUUCUGAUUACAAUAAGUAGCCGGACUUAUGAUUCCAUUAUAUGAACAUUCACCACCCACAUACCACCCCACCCUCCUACAAUGGAAAUUGCUACUUGAGUGACAUUUUUGCUUUGAUAUCCUCGUAAAAAAUACACCGAAACUCGCCAUAAGUAUUAUAAAAGGGGCAUUAACAAUAAUAAUAAUAAUAAUGAUAAUAAAGUAUUUAUCCAGGAUAAUUUCGUCCGCUUUCAAUGCAGGUCCUGCUACGGAUUGGUAUUUAUUUAUGUGCGCCCAAGCUCUUUGCAUUAGUGAACGUGGAAUUAAUUUAUUAAUUUUCAUACACAGCAAGCUACUGGCCAAGCUUCUGCUAGAAAAAGAGAUCAAAAGCAGUUUGGGGCAAACAUUGGUACGUAAGGAUGAACUUACUAAAACCAAGGAAUUUUUCCUGUUUUUAUACAGAAAGGGUUCAAAAUGCCCAUUGAUUUAAAAUAAAAUUGAAUUAGGAGGAUUGCAAAUUUCGUUUUGCAGCCACCUAGAAUUCCGGAAUAUCUUUUGCUGCGUUCGAGAUUUUAGAGUGCGUUUAUCAGCCUCCGGCGUGUCUCUCCCGACAUCGCUCAUUCGCUGAUGGCAUAAUACAAGAAAUUCCCCGCUACCGUCUACCCUAUUGUCAAUGCUGAAACACUAAGAAGUUCUCAGCUUUUUUCAAGGACCCAGGUUAAUUCACUUGACAACGAAGUCAUCAACUCUCAAUCCCUUUCCUCCUUUGAGAAAACACUAACACUAAAGACCACUAAAAAGGUCAAAUUAUUUAACUCUGAAAACCGAUCUUAAAUCUUUUCUACCCUUGACUUUACGCCAUCUUGUUUCAAUUGACGUAAACAGCUAUAGCCCGUAGUUCGAGGAGACCAAACCUCUCAUAAGCUCCUACAGUUUCUAUUAGGUCUCCUUGCCACUUCUUUUUCCUACUUUAUAUCUUAUACUGUUUGUAAUUUUAAUUAUUGUGCGGCAAAUAAACCAAUAAGCAUUUCUUGCAGAAUUGGGACCCUUUGAAUUGGAUGGGCAACAAGGCGUGGAGAUGAGAGGCAAUAAAAUGGUUGUCAGUCAGACUGGGGUAUAUUAUGUAUAUGGACAGGUCCAUUACAUCCAUCUUAACGCUAAAGGCCAACUCUACAACCGCUGCAUUCUCUACGUGAACAACAAGCCUUUUCGGUUUCUUCAGAAGGGUAUGGAUGGACGGGCUGAUAUUGGCAAUGUUUAUUCAGGUGGGCUGAUUCAUCUACGAUCAGGCGAUACCAUCAGUCUCAAGACUCAGCAGCCAUCAAGAAUCAACUUGGACCCCAGGGUGACCUUCUUUGGCGCUUUCAGGGUUGGGUAUAAUUGUGAAGAAUGCAGCGUUGUCGUUCCAGACGUUAAAAGUUAUUACAAUAAAUACUCGGGCUAG
Molecule: messenger RNA, 1822 nt
Organism: Porites lobata
Lineage: Eukaryota; Metazoa; Cnidaria; Anthozoa; Scleractinia; Poritidae
Source: the annotation of a GenBank genome assembly